AUGUCUGCAUUAGAUGAUCCAUCUAUCCCUCGACAUUAUCAAAUAGAUAUUGAUCGCGAUCUUCUCCCAAAAGUCAAAGAAGUGUUCAUGGAUGUCAGUAAUAAACUGAUGUUUGGUCUUCCGGAGUCACCUCAAGAAGAACUUAUCCUGUCUUUCCCCAAUUCUCCGCUUUCAAUUACUUUAACGGAUGAUGCCAAGAUUGGAAUGGGAUAUGGAAAGAGCUACUUCUUUACCUUUCCAACGGCAUCACAGACACCGCUCUUCUCAGGUACAACUCCUGGUAUCAUAGUAGUGAGAGUGAUUAUGAUCCCCGAUGCCCGUCCCCCACCAGUUUUAGAUCUGUUAAGGCCGUGCAAACCCGUCAGGAAGGCGUUCAAACUCGACGAGGGGGCGCAGUCCUACUCCUAUUAA
Molecule: messenger RNA, 411 nt
Organism: Serpula lacrymans var. lacrymans S7.9
Lineage: Eukaryota; Fungi; Basidiomycota; Agaricomycetes; Boletales; Serpulaceae
Exons: 3
Coding region: 1-411 (136 amino acids)
Source: RefSeq, a predicted model, not a curated record